AACUCAUGCAGUCUCUCAGCAGCAUACAAACAACUGUGUGCAUUCUCCAGUCUCAAGUGUAUUGGUCGAAUUACGGGACUCCUUCACUUGCUGUAAAUAAUUCGUGGAGUGAUGCGGCCUUUCUUCUAGUUUUAAACCGAAAAGUCUUGUAAAUUUUUCCAACGUUUUGUUAAAUAUUGUUCUGAACAAUAAUAAUGGCGGGACCUUCGAGUGACCUGAGAGUGCUAAGUUUUGUGACGAUUGUCUCCGUGUUGGCAUCUUUUUGCAACUGUAACAAUGCCGAGUUCCCAGCAAAAGACCAGGAAACCAGCAUCAAACGAUUGUCAAAUGACGUCACACCUGCCAGCUACAUUAUCAGGAUGAAUAGUACAUUGUAUCCAGUUUUCAUAAGCAACGGAGAAGUAAUUAUUGAUUUGACAGUGAAAUCGGCGGCUGAAAAUAUCACACUCCACGCUCGCAAACUGGAUAUUAUUAGUGUGAUGAUAUUGGAAAAGCAUCGAUUCAAAAAAUAUAAGAUCGAUCGCAGUGACCCCACAAACGUUCUAGACAUAGUGAGGAAGGCGGGUGACAUAAAGUCGUUCACAUUGGACGAUAAAGGUGGACUCCUGGAGAUUCCGGCCCUUAGCCCUGGGGAGAAGGGAGCCUCCUAUUUCAAAUCGGGCGACUACCUGCUUUAUGUCCGGUUCAAUGCUAUGAUUGGUGACCUGGCGCAAGGCUACGGACUGUAUAGGGAUAGCUAUGAGGACGGCAAUCAAACAAGAUGGUUGAUGAGUACAGUCUUCGAGACAUCUCGAGCGCGUACAGCUUUUCCUUGCUUCGAUGAGCCGAGUCUCAAAGCACGCUUCAAAAUUAUUCUGGGAAGAACCACAGACCAAGUGGCUCUGGCUAAUAUGCCUUCUAUCAAAUCGUAUCCUAUGGACGGCACCUCGGACCUAAUGUGGGAGCACUUUGAAGAGACGCCUCCGAUGUCCACCUACUUGGUGGCCUUCUUUGUAGGCGAGCUGACCCCCCACACGGGGCGACGUGGCGGCCUCACAGUGUGGACCAGUCCGGCCACCCACGCUGCCCAAGUGGUGUGGAGUGUGGACGAGGGCUAUCGGGCUCUCUACCACAUGCAGAAUGUGUUCGAUUUGGACAACCCUCUGCCCAAGACUGACUUGCUCGCUGUGCCCCAUUUUGAUGUGGCUGGGGCGGUCGAGAAUUGGGGCUUGAUUACUAUCAGGGAAGACAUUCUGACAGUUUCGAACAACACGGGCCAAGCUCUGAGGAGGCGAAUGACAAUCCUGGCCCAUGAGUUGGCUCACACCUGGUUCGGCAACUCGGUCACUCCCAGCUGGUGGGACGAGGUCUGGUGGAGUGAGGGGUUCGCCUCCUAUUAUGCUACCAGGAUUGUACAAAAGCUGAGACCUGACUGGGAUGUGAUAGGCUGGGACAGUGUUGACUUCUUGUCGGAAACUUGGAAAUUGGAUUCGAAGCCUGAAGUGCGCUACUUGGCUAAGCCUGUCCAAGCUAAUGAUGAACUCAACUUUGGGAAUUUGGUCUACUGUAAAGGAUUUCUAGUAGCCAGAUUCGCAAGCUGGAUAACCCAGAGGGCAGCCACUUUCGAUAAAGCGGUCGGCAAAUAUCUAAAAGAGAAUCAGUUCGGGCUCUUCAACGACAAGAAGAUGUGGAGGACCAUUGAAGAGGCGGUUGUCGCUAAGAAUAACUCAAUUAUGGAUUUGCCAGCUCCGUUGGCCACCAUUAUGAGAUCAUGGACUCAUCAGGCUGGCAUGCCCUUGAUUAGGGUGGUGAGGACGAAUUCUGGACAGAUAAUUAUUACACAGGAGAGGUAUACGGAGAAAAUGAAAGCUGGAAACGAAACAAAACCAAAAAAGUCAACAGAUGAAAAAUGGUGGAUUCCAAUUGAACUUGAGUUGGGGAUCGGAGCUCGGCGAACUUGGUUCUAGAAACUUCUAGUCAAAAUAACGAGUCUCAAUAUUCUAGAAAGAGGCAAGCUCCACUGGUGUCUCUUGAGAAGCAAAUUCACUGGAUGAAUCCGUUAGAUGAGAGGUUGGAGAUCAGGGAUCUAGAUGAGGAUCAUUCUUCGUGGGCUCUGAUCAACUUGAAUGUACCAGUCCCUUGCCGCAUAAUGUACGACGAAUGGAACGUGGAGAUGUUGACGAGGAACGACCUAAAACGCUUGACAACCGUUGGCCUGGCGCAGAUAAUCGCUGACGUGGCGUCUCUGGCGUUGGCCGGCGAGUACCGGCUGUCUGUGGCGUUGCGGCUGAUUGGUGACGUGUUGCAGACCACUGACAGCUUUGCCGUGUGGCGUAUUGGGCUGGUCAACGCCCACAAGAUUGAGUAUCAGCUCAAGGGCACUUUCGCUCAUCAGCUGUAUCAGCAAUUCAUGCAGCAAAUAAUCGGCUGGCAGUUCAAGCGGCUGAAGAUCGCGAGCGAUGCGGGCGAAGCGGGGCUGUCGAUGAACGACCGACUGCUGCGGUUUGAGGUGGCCGAGACCGCCUGUGCAGUUCGCCUCAGGGCGUGCCUCAUCGAGGCCAACAAUAUAUUCCGCCGCUGGAUCGACAAUACCACCAAACCCGAGGAGCAUAACUUCAUAAGACACGAUGUGAGAACGACAGUGUACUGCACAGCAAUUGAAUUGGGAGGGGAGAGAGAAUGGCUCUUCCUGUGGGAGCAACUGCAAGGGAAAAGGACGCAUAUCGAUCAGGAAGAGAGAAGGAGAAUAUUGGACGCUCUGGCUUGCUCAAAGAACCAGCAGAUUUUGAAAAGGUAUUUGGAUUCCUCACUGCAAACGAAUUCUAGCGAUCAUCUCAGGAAUUUCAAAGAGAGGAGAGCUGUUUUUAAUUCGGUUCUGAAAAACGUUGAUGCAGUGGAUCUGUUGAUGGACUUUAUGCAGGAGAACAGAGACAAUAUGAAGAGAGUUUAUUCUAGGUCUGAGAAGCGGUUUAAUUGGAAACGAGCUGUCACUCUAUUGGCUUCCUUUGUCUCAACCAAUCAUAUCACAAAGCUGGAGAAACUUACCAGAAACACGCAAAUUCUGAACAAGGCAAGAAAGAUCAUCAAAUGGAGGAGUGAAAAUAGCCAGGAGAUGGCAGAGUGGCUGAAAAGGGUGAUUGUGUGAUCUCGAGACCCAAACUUGGCGAA
Messenger RNA from Nilaparvata lugens (brown planthopper), 3147 nucleotides. RefSeq names its product aminopeptidase N-like. The record is from RefSeq and is a predicted model, not a curated record. The transcript has 16 exons. NCBI's taxonomy places the organism in Eukaryota, Metazoa, Arthropoda, Insecta, Hemiptera, Delphacidae. Gene Ontology annotation, biological process: proteolysis; peptide catabolic process. Gene Ontology annotation, molecular function: peptide binding; zinc ion binding; metalloaminopeptidase activity. Gene Ontology annotation, cellular component: cytoplasm. Bases 195 to 1946 code for a protein of 583 amino acids.